ACGGCUUCUUCUGCCCCCAUCAAAACCCUAAUCACAUCCUUGAAAAUUUCACAAAACCUUGAAAUCCCAUUCCAAUGGCGUCUCUAACACCCGGAAUCCUCUUAAAACUCCUCCAAACAAUGAACACCAACACCCGGGUUACUGGCGACCACCGCUCCCCUCUCCUCCAGGUCAUCGGCAUCCUUCCCGCUCUCGCAGGAGGCUCAGACGACCUCUGGCCGAACCACGGGUUCUACGUUUCGCUAUCGGACUCGCUUAAUUCUACUUACGUGUCUCUGUCUGAUAAAGACACGGAUCUUAUACUCACGAAUCGGUUGCAGCUAGGGCAGUUUGUGUACGUUGAUAAGUUUGAGUUUGAUUGUCCGGUACCGCGUGCUUCUGGAGUGAGGCCGGUUGCUGGACGCCAUCCGUUUGUUGGGAGUCCUGAACAGCUUAUUGCGAGGGUUUCGAGUAGUAAGAGAGAGUUUGUGAUUCAGAAUGUUGAGGAUUCGGAUGAUCCUGUCGCUGCUUAUUUGUCCAGUAACAAGUUCGAUGAACAGAAGGAGGGUAGAAACAGACAAGUACUUGCACCUAAAGAGAAUGUGAAUAAUGUUGAUGAAUCAACAAAGACUAUUGAAAAGGCUCCUCAAAGGUUUUCAAGCCCAUGCAUGAAGCAACAAAGGUCAAUGUCAGCAGGGAGAAAGAGCACAGUCGAACGGGACCCAUCGCCAGCUGGAAAAGCAAAACGAUCUUCUUCUCCAGUGCCCUCAAAGUGUGUAGUUCCUAGCUUAGUUGCAGCCAAAGAAGAGAACCGAAAGGUUGCAAAAGAGCCAGCCAUUAUUGUACCUUCAAGAUACAGACAACCAUCACCCAACGGAAGAAAACCCGCGUCCCCAAGUUCAAGGAGAAUGUCUAUGUCACCCGGAAGGCGAUUGUCUAGUGGAGUUAAGGUUUCUCAAGGAACAGAUUCCGGGAACAAGAAAAAAAUGACGACCAUAGCUGCUGAGAUCGGAUCUUCCACAAAGUCAACAGGGUCUUCUACAAAGUCGGUUGGAUCUUCCGCAAAGAUGAGUAGGAAAAACUGGGACGAGACACCCGGAGCUACAGAACCGAAAGAGAAAAGUGUUGGUAAAAGUAAGGUGGAUUUGCAAGCCAUUCUGAAAACUCAGGCUGCUCUUUCCAGACGUUUAAGCGACGCGCAUAAUCAAGAUGAUUUAGCAACCAUCGAAAAAGUCAAAGCUAGCUUGUGUGGCACUCCCACAACAGAUAAGACUGCUCUGGGAAUUACACUUCAUGAAAAGAAAUGGACCGAUGGUAGUGUGCCUCUCGAUGCAGUCUCCCUAAACCUAGCCAAGCUUGGACAGGAUGCGAUGCAGAGGAGAAAUCUGGCUUCAGUAGCUGCAGCCGAAGCUUUGCAAGAAGCACUUGCUACAGAAGCUCUUCUCAGGAGUUUUAGCAUGUUUGCAAAUCUUUGUUCAAUGUCAAAAGCCGUAAACCCUUUACCAACAAUCGAUAGUUUCAUGUCUGUAUAUAACGAUACUGUAAAAGCUACAGCAACAGCCGAAUCUGUUGCAAGCAACCAGAGCCAGAACCAGAACCGCAUGAUGGUUCAUGACAAUGCACCACCAACAGACCAUUCAAAGUCCCUAGCCCUAUGGGUGGAAGCCGCAUUAGCGACUGACCUUGAAGUUGUUUCCCUUUUAUCAAAAGAAGGGUUCGAGUCCCCAUCUCAACCCCAAAAACAAUCUUUACCUGAAACCAUGAAAAACCAUUUGAUGAUUUCUUCUUGCAAGUCUUCAUUUAGUGGAUCAUGGGUGAAAGGCAAUGGGAUGAAUGAGAGUGUCGAAUUAGGAAUGAGUUUGCAAAAGGAGAUGCAAACAUGGUUCUUGAAGUUUGUUGAGGAGUCACUAGAUGCAGGUUUUCAGGUUUUUGGCAAGAACAGUGGUAAUAGUUCUUCUGAUGUGGGUCCCAUAAAGGUGAUUUUGUCGCAGCUUAAACGAGUUAACGAUUGGUUAGAUCGUAUGAUCUCGAAGCAGGACGAGGUGUUGACUGGAGCGGUUGACCGGUUGAAGGGAAAGAUUUAUAGGUUUGUCAUUCAACAUGUUGGGACUACAUAUGACAACUCAUCUUGAUGAUGUUGGAUUCACUUGUUUUGGUGAUAAGAGAAACACAAAAGCUGCUGUUUUAAUUUAUGAUACUUUCAUAAAUUUGUAAGGUAUGGUAAUGCCACGCACGCAGAUAUGACUUGUAAAGCUUGUUUUGCCAUCUCUUUCUUUUAUUAUUAUUAUUAUUAUUCUAUUCUAUGUAA
Messenger RNA from Helianthus annuus (common sunflower), 2287 nucleotides. RefSeq lists its product as uncharacterized. NCBI's taxonomy places the organism in Eukaryota, Viridiplantae, Streptophyta, Magnoliopsida, Asterales, Asteraceae. The transcript has 5 exons. The coding region runs from base 75 to 2111 and encodes 678 amino acids. The record is from RefSeq and is a predicted model, not a curated record.